AUGGCGUCGUCCGGGUGCAGGAAGUCGCUGCCUGAACCCGGGGUGCUCAGUCCCGCGCAGCUGGAGGAGCUGCGCAAUAUUAAGAUUCAGACUCGGAUUGCUAACGAAAAAUACCUAAGAACACACAAAGAAGUGGAGUUUCUCAUAAGUGGUUUCUUCAGAGAAAUCUUCUUGAAAAGACCAGACAACAUCCGAGAAUUUGCUGCAAACUAUUUCACGGAUCCAAGACUUCUCAGCAAGAUUCACAUGCAGCUAAUUGCAGAAAAGAAAGUAACAUAA
Messenger RNA from Elephantulus edwardii (Cape elephant shrew), 279 nucleotides. It is a transcript of the gene RIIAD1, whose product is annotated as regulatory subunit of type II PKA R-subunit (RIIa) domain containing 1. The record is from RefSeq and is a predicted model, not a curated record. NCBI's taxonomy places the organism in Eukaryota, Metazoa, Chordata, Mammalia, Macroscelidea, Macroscelididae. The transcript has 4 exons. Bases 1 to 279 code for a protein of 92 amino acids.